GGAUAUCACUGAAUAAGCAACAUGAAGUAAAGAGAAAUAAGUGAAUGUAGGGUGGCAGUAAUUUUUUUCAUACACGUCUAAAUACUUUUAGCAAAUCCGUUUAAUUUAUUUACACAUAUUUAAUAAAAAGUUUAUUAAAAUGCAGUUUUAUAGCAGUCAAAAAUGCCGCUGCUUAGCAAUAUUUAUGGUAAUUUACGUUCUUUAUAAUCCUACCGAUUCGGGAGCGGUGGACAUGACCAGUGAAAACAUUGAUAUGACAUUAGCUUCCAACGAACUGGUUUUUCUUAAUUUCUAUGCCGAAUGGUGUCGAUUCAGUAAUCUCCUAGCGCCAAUUUUCAAUGAAGCCGCUGAUAAGGUCAAAGAGGCUUUCCCAGAAGCUGGAAAAGUUGUACUUGGCAGGGUCGAUUGUGAUCGUGAAACAUCAAUCGCAUCGCGUUUUCAUAUUACAAAAUACCCAACACUGAAAAUUAUACGUAAUGGUCAAUUAAGUAAACGCGAAUACCGGGGGCAACGUUCAGCAGAAGCGUUUUUAGAUUUUGUACGUAAACAGCUAGAGGAUCCUAUUAAAGAGUUCAAAUCGUUAAAGGAUUUAGAAAAUCUGGACUCAAGAAAACGUAUAAUUAUUGGAUACUUUGAUCGCCGUGAUCAACCAGAAUAUGACACUUUCCGUAAAGUGGCAACGAAUUUAAAAGAGGAUUGUCAAUUCCAUGUCGGUUUUGGUGAUGCUGCGCAGGCAAUGCAUCCACCAGCUGUGGAUGACAGCAACGAUAUAAAGCGAGGUAAUGCGAUUGACAAUUUAGCAUUAGGCAACCCCAUCAUUGUUUUCCGUCCCGAUGUUGCUUUAUCGCAUGAAAAUGAUGAAACCUACACGGGCAGUUUGAAAAACUUUGAUGAACUCAAAAUUUGGGUACAAGAAAAAUGUGUGCCAUUAGUGCGUGAAAUUACUUUUGAAAAUGCUGAGGAGUUGACCGAAGAAGGCUUACCAUUUUUGAUACUUUUCCAUAAGCCAGACGAUACCGAAGCUAUUAAAGAUUACAAGGCUAUUAUUGAAUCUCAAUUACUGGAUGAAAAACAGAAUAUCAAUUUCCUUACCGCAGACGGUCAACGUUUUGCUCAUCCCUUACAUCACUUGGGUAAAUCAGAAGAUGACUUGCCAUUGAUUGCUAUCGAUUCAUUCCGUCACAUGUAUAUGUUCCCCAAUUUCGCUGAUAUGUAUCAACCAGGAAAAUUGAAGCAAUUUUUACAAGAUUUGUAUAAUGGAAAGUUACACAGAGAAUUCCAUUACGGUCCUGAUCCAUCAGGUAAUGAAGUGCAAACGGAAGCUAUAGCGAAAGCAGGCAAAGGCACUUCACCGCCAGAAUCGAGUUUUAAGAAGUUGGGUCCAUCAAAGAAUCGUUAUACAUUAUUGCAUAAGGAUGAGCUGUAAAGCAUAUCGAUAGGCUCUAGGCUAAGCUUCCACUCCCCCACACACACACUUAUGCAAAUACCCAAGCAUACACUCGUGCAUGAAAAACAUGAGUUUGGCUUGGUGGUACACAAAAACACAUACACACAUGCAGACACCAGAGUUAAAUAAUGCCACAAUCAAUCGAAUCUAUUUAAAUCAAACAAUCAAUCACUAAUAUACAAAAAAACAACAGAAUAUGUAAGAAAUAUGUAUGAAAAUUUCAAUAACAUUAAAAUUGUCGUUUUGUUGCUUUUCUACUCAUACUUAUCGAUUGUUAAAGUAGAUAUUUUCUAAAAAAAAAAACAAAAAUAGUUAUCUAUUUUGUUCGAUUCUGCAUUGAUGAAAAGGUACAUACAUAAAAAUGCAAUUGUGAUUAUAUAUGUUUUUUAUAUUAAUUUUAAUAUAAAAAGUAAACUAAACUACUGAAAAAAGCGCUUGAUUUAUUUUGAAUGUACAUAUGUAUGUGAGCUACAUAAUUAUGAUUUUCCUUAAAAUUAUCUAUUUCAAUACUAGCUUUUAAUUGGAGUUCAUAAAGGACUAUAAAUAAUAAUUUUUUUUUGUAAUUACUACAGUGAAUUGUGUGUGUUUGCCUAAAUUUAAGCACUACUAUUCCGCUUAAUAUUACUACAAUAACUUUUCUCAAUAAAAUGUGAAUAAAAUUAAAUACCCACAAUAUCUAUCUGAAGUAAAUAAAUAUGAAAUUUGUAUGUGUAUAGCCGUGUGAAAUAAAACUAUGCAUAAUAACAAGAGUGCUGUGUUCCAUGCAAAAGUUUGUUUCGAAACUUGAAUGAUGAAAUAUAAGUUUUGAUUUAAUUUUAAACAUUUAAAUACUACCUGAAGCAUGAAAGGCUCAAGUUUUCCAGUUAUUGACGGAAUAGUGUACCAUGGCUUAAGUACAUUUUUUAAUUAUUAUAAACAACUUUCGAAAUUAAAUAUCAUAGUAUUUUUUUUAUUACUUCUACCUGAAGUGGAAUACUUGUUCAAACAUUUUUAGCUUUCAGAGCUGAUAUGAUGUUUGAACUUUAGUAUGCUUACUUAUGCAUUUUUGGUGAACAUUAAAAAUAAACUAAAGAAUUACAUUAAUAAA
This is a messenger RNA of Ceratitis capitata (Mediterranean fruit fly), 2534 nucleotides long. It is a transcript of the gene ERp44, whose product is annotated as endoplasmic reticulum resident protein 44. The transcript is spliced from 8 exons. NCBI's taxonomy places the organism in Eukaryota, Metazoa, Arthropoda, Insecta, Diptera, Tephritidae. Bases 140 to 1426 code for a protein of 428 amino acids. The record is from RefSeq and is a predicted model, not a curated record.